GGGGGAGAAGGACCCGUUCCUGGGCAGGAAACCGCCCGUGUCGCAUCGGCCUCGUCGUGAUCCCGGUUUCUGGUCGUACUUCGACAAGAUCGACCACAGCCCCGGCGCGUCCAUUCUCGCAUACUGUCUGGCGUCCAUCAGCAUGACGGUCGUGAACAAAUACGUCGUUUCGGGGGCGCAAUGGAACCUGAACUUUUUCUACCUCGCGGUUCAGUCCCUUGUCUGCACGCUCACGAUCAUACUUGCAAAGCAAACCGGGCUGUUGAAGAACCUUGCUCCCUUCGAUUCGACAAAGGCGAAGAAAUGGUUCCCUAUUUCGCUGCUCCUCGUCGGCAUGAUUUACACGGGUGCGAAGGCGCUUCAGUUCCUGUCUGUCCCGGUGUAUACCAUCUUCAAGAACCUGACCAUCAUUGUGAUCGCCUACGGAGAGGUGCUCUGGUUCGGCGGCAGCGUCACACCCCUGAUGCUGCUGUCCUUCGGCUUGAUGGUGCUGAGCUCCGUCAUUGCUGCUUGGGCUGAUAUCCAAGCUGCCAUUGACGGCGUUGGCCACUCCCUCGAGACCUCGGCUGCUCUCUCGACUCUGAACGCCGGGUAUGCGUGGAUGGGCCUGAACGUCGUGUGCACGUCCUCAUACCUGCUCGGGAUGCGCAAGGUCAUCAAGAAGAUGAACUUCAAGGACUAUGACACUAUGUUCUACAACAACCUCCUGACCAUCCCCGUCCUCAUUGUCGGCUCCCUCCUGGUAGAGGAUUGGUCCUCGGAGAACCUGGCCAGGAACUUCCCUGAGGAGACACGCAACAAGCUGAUGAUCGGCAUGAUCUAUUCUGGCUUGGGCGCCAUCUUCAUCUCGUACUGCUCCGCCUGGUGCAUCCGCGUCACCUCCUCGACGACGUACUCGAUGGUUGGCUCCCUGAACAAGCUCCCGAUCGCCGUUAGCGGUCUGGUCUUCUUCGAUGCCCCCGUUACCUUCGGCAGUGUGACGGCUAUCUUCGUCGGCUUUGUCAGCGGUCUCGUUUUCUCGUGGGCCAAGGUCCGGCAAAAGGCCCAGGACGCGGGCAUCUUGCCCACCACCAACAAGCCUACGAUGAGUGCAAGCGCGCAGAGCAACAGGGACGCUGCGAACUCAUAAAGCACGAAGCCAUGGU
This is a messenger RNA of Chaetomium strumarium, 1145 nucleotides long. RefSeq lists its product as uncharacterized. Gene Ontology annotation, molecular function: antiporter activity; GDP-fucose transmembrane transporter activity. Gene Ontology annotation, cellular component: Golgi apparatus. The record is from RefSeq and is a predicted model, not a curated record. The transcript is spliced from 3 exons. Bases 143 to 1129 code for a protein of 328 amino acids. Lineage: Eukaryota; Fungi; Ascomycota; Sordariomycetes; Sordariales; Chaetomiaceae.